AAAAAAUAAAAAUAAAAAAAAAAAAGAAUUUUUUUUUAAAAAAAAAGCAAUUUAUAAAUUACAUUACACAAAGAAACGUGUAAAAAUUAAACGCUGAGAUAAUGGCCAUAGUUAAUAAUUAGAUAGACACACAGACAGACCAUCAGAAGCAUCUCUCUCUCACUCACCCUGUGCGACUGACUGAGAGAGAUAUCGAUGGAUGGACAACUCCUUGAUUCUAAUUAGUUUUACGUAUAUAUAAAUAAACCUUUAAUUCUCUUCUUCUUUUAAUUGUUACAUACUUCCUUCCUUCCUUCUUAAUAGACUUUUACUUUAUUUAUUCCUUUUAUUAUCCUCAUCCUUACAGAGUUUAAUAUUCCAACUACAAUUAUUAUAAACUUAUAGAUUUUACUCACACACACACACACAUCAAUAUGACAAUUCAAAAACAACCAGCUAUCUUUUACGUCAAUGCCGCCUUAUUCGAUUGUGAUGGUACUUUAGUCAAUUCAACUGGUGCCAUCAGUCAAUUCUGGAGACAUUUCGGUGAAACUAGACCUCAUGUUGAUCCUGAAGAAAUUAUUAGAACCAGUCAUGGUGUACGUACUUUUGAUGUCAUUGCUAAAUUUUCUCCUGAAGAUGCUAAAGAACCUCAAGUUACUGAAUGGGAAGGUUCAAUUCCUGAUUCAUUUGGUGCUUUUGCUAAACCAAUUCCUGGAGCUGUUGAAUUAGUUAAAUCAUUUGAUAAAUUUUCAAAAACUAAAACCGAAAAUGGUAAACAAAGAUGGGCCAUUGUUACUUCUGGUACUAUGCCAUUAGCUACUAAAUGGUUGAAAUUAUUAACCAUUGAACAACCAGAUGUUUUCGUUACUGCUGAAAGAGUUACUAAAGGUAAACCAAAUCCUCAAGGUUAUCAAUUAGCUAGAGAUACUUUAGGUUAUAAUGAUCCAUCCAAAAAAGUGGUGGUUUUCGAAGAUGCACCUGCUGGUAUAACUGCUGGUAAAGGGGCUGGUGCUUUUAUUGUUGGUAUUUGUUCAACUUAUGAUCCUGAAAAAGUUAAAAGAUCAGGAGCUGAUAUUGUUGUUGAUGAUUUAUCAUCAUUUGAAAUUGAAUCUUAUAAUCCUGAAACUGAUGAAUUUAAAGUGGUGGUUAAGAAAUAUCAUUAUGCUGAUCCAAGAUUUUUAGAAACUGUCUAAAUUAACUAUUAACUUAAUCUGUUAAUUCAGCUAUCUUUUAAUCUUAAUCAUUCUAUCUCAUCAUUCUCUUAUCUUGUACAUUAGUUAGUAUUUUAUCAAAUAUUAUAAAUCAUAUCAUAUCAUAUCAUAUUGUUUAACUACAAAUUUUAUAGACUGGGUCGACUUCUUUUUUUUAUACUAUUAUAAUAUAUAAUCAACCAAAAUAUUAUUAUUUAU
This is a messenger RNA of Scheffersomyces coipomensis, 1391 nucleotides long. RefSeq names its product glycerol-1-phosphatase (gene RHR2). The record is from RefSeq and is a predicted model, not a curated record. The coding region runs from base 414 to 1175 and encodes 253 amino acids. Lineage: Eukaryota; Fungi; Ascomycota; Pichiomycetes; Serinales; Debaryomycetaceae. Gene Ontology annotation, molecular function: beta-phosphoglucomutase activity; sn-glycerol 1-phosphatase activity. The transcript has a single exon. Gene Ontology annotation, biological process: response to osmotic stress; glycerol biosynthetic process.